GCCGAGAAUCCACAUUAUCAACAACCUACUGUCUCUCCACUGUUUAUCCACCUACACCUACCACACUUCAUUCUCACAUACUUGCCUUCGCAUCGAUAAAAAGAAAACCAACAACAUGGGCUGGGAUAUUUCAGCCCUCGCACCCGGACCCGCCGGGACAGUCAUGAUUGGCGAGAAAGGGGGCAUUGAAGGAAUUGCUCGACGCGCGCGAGAGCGCCGGAAGCGAGAGGCUGAGGAACAAGAACUUGGACAAGGGAUUCGUGAACAAGAAGAAUCGGCGAGUGAUAAAGAAUUAGAAAAUACCCUGAUUACAAAAACUCAAGAAAAUGGGGUUGACCGGAAAGCGAAUGGGCCCGUUGCAGUGUCGGAUGAUGAGGAGCAGCAUGAGCUGUUUGACGAGUUCGAUGAUGCCUAG
Aspergillus steynii IBT 23096 is the source of this 415-nucleotide messenger RNA. RefSeq lists its product as uncharacterized. The transcript has 2 exons. The record is from RefSeq and is a predicted model, not a curated record. The coding region runs from base 116 to 415 and encodes 99 amino acids. Lineage: Eukaryota; Fungi; Ascomycota; Eurotiomycetes; Eurotiales; Aspergillaceae.